This is a messenger RNA of Aureobasidium vineae, 1191 nucleotides long. The record is from the annotation of a GenBank genome assembly. Lineage: Eukaryota; Fungi; Ascomycota; Dothideomycetes; Dothideales; Saccotheciaceae.
AUGGCCGAUCAAUCGCCUCCUCUCCUUCGUCCCCGUCCUCGUCGUCCGUUCGAACUCACACCCAUGUCGUCGACCGCUGACAACUCUCCCAAUGGCCGUGGCACUCCGGACCCCCAAUCCCCUGGAGCCGACGAGUCAGGCCUUCCGCCCUCUCGUACCCGCUCCUUCCUCAACCUGACAACCUCCACCCUCUUCGGCAUCUACUCUCCCGCUGGCUAUGCACCCGACCGCGAUGAGACACCCUGGGGCACGGGUGCUCAGACACCCAUCGACAGCAAGGGCAUGAACAUGGCUGAUAUUGACGGCAACGUCGACGACGCUCUGAUGAUGAGAAGCAAGAAGAGACGAGGCAGCAUGCUCGAGGCCUCGACACGGCGUGUCCAACGGCCCAAGAAGAAGACAUUCACCAACUGGUUCCUGCCCAUGGUCGGCAAGAAUGUCGUCUUGGGUCUCGCUGGCAUUGCAUAUGGUCAAUUGAUUGCACAUUUGCAUGACAGACAGACUCUGGUGCCUGUGCAGGUCGAAGGCAUGCCCUCGGGUUCGUGGGCGUAUAUUGCCUACUGGUGUUUCAGUGGUGUUGCUCUGGGUCAGGCGCUGCCCUGGGUUGACUCGAUCUGGAUGAGCGACGGUAGUGGUGAGACUGAGGCCGACAGGGAGUACAGGACUUCCGGAAACUUGCGCAGUGCUCAGGACUCGCAUACCCGCAGCCAGAGCUGGACUCCCGGUUGGAACGAGGUUGUCAGAUUCAUUGGUGCCGCCGUGGGCAUUGUCUUUGCUAUCGUAAGUUGCUCUUGCGUUUUUCGUUUUCCCUACUUGAUAUCAAUUGCUAACGCCUCCACAGCGUCGUCUUCCUGGCAAUCACCUCUCCAACUCAGCCUCACCCUCGCCCUCGCAAACCCAGCCAUCUGGUACCUCCUCGACCGCACAGGCCCCUGCUUCAUCCUCGCUACCACUGUCGCCCUCACUGGCACUGGCCUCCUUCUCUCCAUCAACCCCGACCUGAUACCCUCACCCCAUACGGCAAACAUCCACUCCUUUUCAAGCGUAGCCAACGCAACGGCAAAUGCAAUCCGAGGACAAGAUCUGGUGCUUGGAACCUUCACCAUGGAAAGUGUGGGCGUUGCUACUUGGAUUGCUAGUGUUCUGUUUGUCAGCGCCGUCGCUUUUGGAAACAUUGGUCGUAGACUGUAA